CCUCCAGCCAUUAAAAUAAAUAUUUUGUUUUUUUUUGUGAAAUUCGAAAUUUAAAAAUUGAAAUUUUCUGAAUUUUGCGGACUCCUAACUGACGAGUUCACUUGGUGGCUUGAUAAUUGAUUGACUCACCUGCGAGUCAUCUAACAUAUAAGACAGCCUAUCAGCCGUCGACAUGUUUCAGACUUGAAGUCCCUCGAGUUCACGGAUCACAGCCGUCCGUUUGUAUGAAUCAGCAGUAGAUCUCUCUCUCAAAAGAACAAAAAGAAGGAAAAAGAAAAAUAUUCAAACUUCAACAGCACCGAUCUCUGUGCUACUAAAUGUACAUUUAGCAAAUCUUGAAUUCCCUUCUCAAAAACUCACUGCCCAAAUUUGAAUUUUAGGGUUUAUUUACUUCCAACUCCUAAAUUCAAAAAGAGAAUUUCUUCUAGGGUUUUUUUUUUUUCGGUUCCUCCAACUCCUUGAUUCAUCUUUGUUUCGCUCCUUCACCAUUCUUUUUUCUAGAAUAACGUUGAGGAAAAUGAAAAGAAACCGGAGACCCGUCGUCAAACGUGUAAAGAGCGAAUGCGUUGGUACUAGCAGUAGCAACCCUGACAACAAUUCAGGGCGCGAUGCCGGUGAAGAUGGAAGAGCUACAAGCGAUUCCUGCAAUGAGAGUGUUGCCGAUCGUAGAGUUCUUCGGUCUCGCUAUCUUGCCCUCAAGACUCUUAUUCUUGAUAAAAGAGAAGAAAUCGUAAGAGAAGAUAAGUUUGACUCAAUCUUUAACGAAGUGGAGAGCUUACACCAGCUAGUACAGAAACCAAGGGAACAGGUUGCAGAUGCAGAGGCCCUCUUGGACAUUACAAACACGUUGGUAACUUCUGUCAAGGCACAAAACAAUGAAGGGAUAACUGUUCCGGAUUUUGUUUCUUGUCUUCUUAGAGACUUUGGGCAAAAUGGUGGACCAAGCAGUAGCGCAGAGAACGGAAGGACCCUAAUAGAUUGGAUAAGUAUUGGAGUUGUUGUCUCACAUGCUUUUAGGAGUAGCCCUGGAUGCAGUACCAUGAUUGGGCCUAUGGAUAUUGAAGUAAAGCAACGAAAGUCUGUGCGGAGAAAACACGUGAAACCCACAGAAAGUUCUCGCCCUGCAGAGGUUGAUGAGACUGUCACAGAGAAGAGGUCAGAUACCGACAGAAAUAUGGCAAUCAUGUUUGAUAUUUUAAGGAAGAACAAGAGAGUUAGACUUGAAAAUUUACUCUUGAAUAGAAAUUCUUUUGCACAAACGGUAGAAAAUUUAUUUGCCCUAUCAUUUUUGGUCAAGGAUGGGCGUGCCGAAAUAAAGGUGGAUGACAAGGGCGGUCAUUUAGUUUUGCCGAGGAAUGCUCCUGGCGCCAGUGUUGUUGCAUCUGGAGAAGUUGCUUAUAGCCAUUUCAUCUUCAGAUUUGAUUUCAAGGACUGGAAGUUGAUGACAUCUUAUGUUAAAACUGGUGAGGAGCUCAUGCCACAUCGGAAUCAGGUAGGCAUAUCAAGCCAAUGUCAAGCAGAUCAUCGGAAUCAGGUAGGCAUAUCGAGUCAAUGUCAAGCAGAUUCAGUAUGUCAGGUAUCUGAUGAAACAGCUCCCACAACACCAAUCAGAAAGUUAACCAGGAACCGAGGCUUGGUUUUGCAGGAAAAAUUGGUGGUAGAGAACUCACCUGAGAAUGACAAUACUGAAAGAACUGCUGCUAUUCGAAAAGGGAAGCGUAAGAUUGUCUGAGAUUUUCUGACUUUUACAGAAUUUGGAUUGGUUCAAAAGUUAGUCAAUUUCCUGUUAGAGUUGUGUAUGCUAUAGGAUUUGUAUAGGCAUCCGUAGGGAAUCUUUUCUAGUAUACAUCCACAUAUUUUUACUUGAGAUACUAGACACUGUGUGUUCCCAUUUCUAAUAUCUAAUUGGAGAAGGGAGGAUAGAUGUCAAAGGGGGAAGCCAAGAAGGAAAUGAGACCUGACGUACCUUUCGAACAGGUGGUGACGAUAGGAACAUGGCAUUGCUCCUUUCUUGUUGGUUUCCUGCCGAGAUGUAUAGUAUAUUCGGUUGUGUGAAAUAGCAAUCCUUGAACUGAUGUCUGCCUUCCGUUGUUACCCAAGUUUUCCAGAAAAAUUAAUCUACUUGUUGAUAUCCGAUUGUAGUUUGAUAAUUUUUUUUUUUAAGGAUUAUGUAAAUUUUCUUGUCAUAUGUCAAAAUGCUGCAUUUUGAGCU
Carica papaya (papaya) is the source of this 2212-nucleotide messenger RNA. Its product is annotated as non-structural maintenance of chromosomes element 4 homolog A-like. Gene Ontology annotation, biological process: DNA repair. Gene Ontology annotation, cellular component: nucleus; Smc5-Smc6 complex. Lineage: Eukaryota; Viridiplantae; Streptophyta; Magnoliopsida; Brassicales; Caricaceae. The record is from RefSeq and is a predicted model, not a curated record.